This is a messenger RNA of Camellia sinensis, 1446 nucleotides long. RefSeq names its product golgin family A protein (DUF1664). NCBI's taxonomy places the organism in Eukaryota, Viridiplantae, Streptophyta, Magnoliopsida, Ericales, Theaceae. The record is from RefSeq and is a predicted model, not a curated record.
UAUUUUCAUUAAACAUGAAGGGAGGUUAGUGUAAUUAACUCUAUAAACCAUAUUGCUUUUUAGUCCAAAAAUUGUUCGAUUCAGACACGAAAGCAUGGCGUUGCAGACUGGGGUUUCGACCUCCAAAGUUCUAAUCCUAGUCGGAGCUGGUCUGACUGGUUCAGUUAUUUUGAGAAGUGGGCAAUUGUCUGAUCUCAUUUCGCAGCUUCAGGAGUUAAUAAAGGGUGUAAAUGAAGUUGAGAUCUCACCUGACAAGUAUGAUAGUGCACUACUUGCAGCUCAGAUUCGACAAUUAGCACAAGAGAUCAGGGAGUUAACAGUAGCUUGUCCCAUAACCAUUUUCAAUGGAAACUCUAAUUCUACCUCCAGUGGGAGUGCUACAUCGUACUUGCUGCCAGCUGCAGCACUUGGAGCAAUGGGAUAUUGUUGCAUGUGGUGGAAGGGCUGGUCACUAUCCGAUGUUAUGUUCGUAACAAAGCAUAAUAUGGCAAAUGCUGUUGCAACUGUGUCAAAACAGUUAGAGCACGUAUCUGAAGCAUUGGCUUCAACAAAGAGGCAUUUAACGAAGAGGCUGGAAAAUUUGGAUUGGAAGCUGGAUGAGCAGAAGGAAACAUCUAAGCUCAUUGCAAAUGAUGUAAGUGAGGUGAAAUCAAAUCUUAAUCAAAUUGGGUAUGACAUUGAAAUAAUCAAUCAGAUGGUGUCUGGGUUGGAAGGAAAGAUUGAGCUUCUCGAAAGCAAGCAGGAUACAACUAAUUCAGGUCUGUGGUAUCUUUGCCAAUUAGCGGGAGGCAUGAAAGAUGGGCUAAGUACAAAACCUUUUCAGGAUGUUGGGGCCAAGUUAACAGACCAUUCAACAUUAACAUAUGGAGCGAAUUCGCUGAAGGGGCUUCAGUUCAUUGCGGAAUCCGAAGAGCCAAGUGCAAUAGAAGAAUUAACGUUAAACACAAACAAAAAAAUAGAUGCUAGUGACAGUCCUGCCAAAAGUGUUCCAACUAUUAAAACAAGAAUUCACAGGUCUUUUCCGGUUGGAAUGUCUUUGACAAGGGAUAUCUUGGGUCCAUACAUGUGAUUUUCUAGUUAAAAGAAGGAAAAAAAUGGAAGAAGUAUAUAAACAUCAUGAUCGAUUUUGGGAGUGGCAUUCUUUAUUGUUGAUUGUACGAGGCUGUAUGAUCGUGAGAAUUUACAUAUUUUUUUCCCAACAAUAUAAGGGUUGUGUUGUGGUUAUAGUGGUUGUUGGCCUUCAUUUGUUUCGUCUUCUUUUCUUUAAUAAUAGAGGGGAAGCUGAUGCUGAUGGAUCACGCCCAGAUUCAUGGGCCGUCUUUAACUGUUGAAAAACAUUUAUGAUGUUUUUGUUGUAUCCAUAAUUUCAAUGAUACACAUUUCAAAUAGGGUAUCAUCUCCUUGAUGGUUUUGAUUCAAGUGACUAUAGCAUAAUGAGUUUUGUUU